AUGGAGCUCUUGCUUAUCGCUAUUUGGACGAAUGUGUCUAUCUCUUCCGUAAUUUUCGUGAUAGUUGUUUGCGACUUUGCCAGGAAAUUUUUAUCAAAUCGACACCUGCCGAACGUGAAAUCGAAAUUCUCCAAAGCGUUCUUCACUUUGCUGCCGCUCCUUGGCGUACAAUAUUCAAUUUUAGCGCUGCUCAAGUCAAAUAGAAUUACACAGAUUCUUUCUGUAGUUUUCACUGCUUCACAUGGGCUCGUAGUAGCGGUACUAGUUUGUUUUCUUUCUGAGGAACUUGGUGCCGCCAUCAAACGCUGGAUCUGCUCACGGCAGUUCAACAAUCCCCGUCAAAAUAUUCCGCCAGGAGAACGCCAAAUAUCCUCAAGAGACGAAGAGACUUUAAUCGCUCAGCAAUCGAUUUAA
Molecule: messenger RNA, 414 nt
Organism: Oikopleura dioica
Lineage: Eukaryota; Metazoa; Chordata; Appendicularia; Copelata; Oikopleuridae
Source: the annotation of a GenBank genome assembly